CUUAGCGGAAAAGUUUUGCCUGCGCGAUAAAAAUCGUUACGAAAAAUUCCAAGUGUUGUCCACUUUAUUACCAUUAUCAAGUCACUUACUGACCUAGUGCCUUUACAGAGCUAACGCAUAUAAAAGUUCAACGGCUUUAUUAAGCGCACGUAUAGGAUUGCAACGAAUUCCAAAAUUUGUGUUUGGCACGUUCCCAGUGUAGUGUGUGAACGACCCAGAAUCGUGUCGAUAAGGCAGCCCCCGAGUGCUAUAAAACCGAUAUUAAUUAGAGCAACAACAACAAGUGAUCAUGAAUGACCGUGAAAUGAGCUGCAAUGCGGGAGGACAGUUUAUGGAUCGCGGCAGAAUGAAUCAAAAUGGAGUCGUCCAACCGCUGCUGACGGAUUUGUAUCAGAUAACCAUGGCGUAUGCAUACUGGAAGUCGGGCAAAAUAGACGACCAAGCGGUAUUUGAUUUAUUCUUUCGCAAUAAUCCAUUCCAUGGCGAAUUUACCAUAUUUGCGGGACUGGAGGAAUGCUUAAAAUUCUUAGACAGUUUCCACUAUUCGCAGAGCGAUAUAGAAUAUUUGCGACAAACUUUGCCUGAGGGCAUAGAGAAUGAGUUCUUUGAAUAUUUGGGUAAUUUAACAGCACAUGAUGUUACACUCUAUGCCAUAGAUGAAGGCACAGUAGCGUUUCCACGUGUACCCAUUAUUAAGCUUGAAGGCCCUUUGAUCAUAGUGCAGCUGCUAGAGACUACAUUGCUUACCCUAGUCAACUAUGCGAGCUUAAUGGCAACAAAUGCAGCGCGAUAUCGCAUGGUAGCUGGCAAACAUGUCAAACUAUUGGAAUUUGGAUUGCGUCGCGCCCAAGGACCAGAUGGUGGCCUAUCCGCAUCAAAGUAUUCCUACACAGGUGGCUUCGAUGGCACCUCCAAUGUGCUGGCCGGCAAGCUCUUCAACAUACCCGUUAGGGGCACGCAUGCGCAUGCCUAUAUCACCAGCUUUAGCAGCAUUGGCGAGCUCAAGACGCGUCUACUAAAGCACAAGCAGACAGGUGUAAUGGAGGAUUUGCUGGAGCAUGCUGUACGGCAUCGUCAGAUGCUCUCACAUGUGCUGGAUGUGUCCACGGAGGAGUCAAGCGAGGGUGAAUUGGCAGCUAUGGUGUCCUAUGCAAUUGCUUUUCCGGAUGGCUUCAUGGCGCUAGUCGACACGUACGAUGUUAAGAGCCGAGAUACAGAACAAGUUACACAAGUACUACCACAAACUGAUAGCAAACAAAAACUUAGCCAGCCAACAAUGCUUGAGCUUGGCCAGAGUUUGGCAACGCUAACGCCGCCCACAACGCCCACAUUGGCCAUGCUCAAUGGACACAAGCAAAGCAAUGGCCAACAAUUUGAGUCCAGUAAUGGUCACAAUCAUGUUGAACUCGCCACAGAGCCAACUACAACAACAACAACAACAAUCAGCUAUAGCAAUGGCAGCGCAUACCUACCAAAAUAUGUCGAGAAGUCAUUCAGGAGUGGACUGCUUAACUUUAGCGCUGUGGCCUUGGCGCUCAAUGAUCUGGGCUAUCAUGCUCUGGGCAUACGCAUAGAUUCCGGAGACUUGGCCUAUUUGUCUUGCCUGGCGCGUGAGGCUUUCGAGAAGGUUGCAGAGCGCUUCAAGGUGCCCUGGUUUAAUAAACUUACCAUCGUAGCUUCCAACGACAUUAACGAGGAGACUAUACUCAGCUUGAAUGAGCAGGGACACAAGAUUGAUUGCUUUGGCAUAGGCACGCAUCUAGUUACCUGUCAGCGGCAGCCUGCCUUGGGCUGUGUCUACAAGCUGGUGGAGAUCAAUGGACAGGCGCGCAUUAAGCUCAGUCAGGAUGUGGAGAAGGUUACCAUGCCGGGCAAUAAGAAUGCCUAUCGCUUGUAUAGUGCUGAUGGUCAUGCGCUUAUAGAUCUGUUGCAAAAGGAUUCAGAGCAUCCACCGGCUGUGGGUCAAAAGGUGUUGUGUCGUCAUCCGUUUCAGGAGUCCAAGCGCGCCUAUGUCAUUCCCUCGCAUGUCGAGUCGCUCUAUAAGAUUUAUUGGAAAUCAGGCAAAAUUUGUCAGCAUCUGCCAACGCUGGAGCAGGUGCGCGAGAAGGUGCAAAUCUCACUUAAAACGCUGCGUAAUGAUCACAAGCGCACACUUAAUCCAACGCCGUAUAAAGUGGCUGUCAGCGAUAACUUGUACAACUUUAUACAUGAUCUGUGGCUGCAGAAUGCGCCAAUUGGUGAACUCUCAUGAUCUAUAUAAAGAGGCAACAAAAGCCGCAGUUUAUAUAUUCCGCAUAUUAACAAAACGAAACAUGCAACUUGCAACACGCCCCCCAUCAAUCGCUAUCGUGGCGAUUUGUAGUCAUUUGCUGGUCAUAUGCAUAGUUAAUGGCGUCAACAAUACUAUGUUUAAUGUCAAUAUAAUCAAUUUAUGCAAAACAAUUGUAUAAGCACAAGGCUUUAUAUAGUUUAAUAUAUGUAAUAUGUAAUAUCUUAAAUGGUUACAACUUAUACUGUAACACACACUCACACACUUUCUUACACUAUACGCACACAUCAUAGUAGGUAUGUGUCAUGUGCCUUACACACAAAUUUGAAAACGUAUAUGAACUGUAAACCAAAUAAGUUUGAAGGAAGCGCGAGAAAGUUGUAUUUAAUAUAAAUAGUAAUUAAGUGUUGUAUGUUUUGGCUAAGAGUACAAAUGUAUGCUUAUUAGUACAGUACAGUGGGCGUGGCACACAUUUUUUAUGCACAUUUUGCACACCUACACACACAUAUACACACACACAAAUAUGCUUAACUCAAUUAACCAAAACUUUAAACAAAUGUAAAUAUGUUCUUAAUUACAAUAAGUUAGUAAACAGUACACUCACAGUACACACGCAUGCUUAUUAAAUGAGCAACAAUUUAUAUUUAAAUUAUACAACCAAUUGCUUUUGUUUUAGCUUAGUAAUUGUAUGAAAAAU
Drosophila busckii is the source of this 2966-nucleotide messenger RNA. RefSeq names its product nicotinate phosphoribosyltransferase (gene Naprt). Gene Ontology annotation, molecular function: nicotinate phosphoribosyltransferase activity. The transcript is spliced from 12 exons. The coding region runs from base 290 to 2251 and encodes 653 amino acids. Gene Ontology annotation, biological process: NAD+ biosynthetic process. The record is from RefSeq and is a predicted model, not a curated record. Lineage: Eukaryota; Metazoa; Arthropoda; Insecta; Diptera; Drosophilidae.